AGAUUGAAAUAAAUUUUUAAUUAAAAAAUGUUCAUGUAUAAUAUUUUUUAGAUUUUUCAUGUUCAAUGUUUGUUAAAAUCACUAUGAGUAGUACCAGUACUAGUGAUGCUUAUCUUAGAAAGCAUGACAAGUUGUAGGAUGAAUGAAAUGGACUAAAUGAGAGAGGUUAAAAUGAGAGAAAGAGUGCAAGACAUUGAGUGCAGGUUUAAUAGCUGCAAGUCAAUCCUAGAUUCUGUUACACACAUUCAACCCGCCUUCCUGCUGUGUGUCUCAUCCCUUCCCAUCCUCCUCUCAUUCUCCCUCUCUUUCUCUCUCUCUCUCUCGUGUCACGUGUGCAGGUCUGUGAAUCGCAGCAGCAGCUUUGUGCAUCUCUUUCUGUGUGAGCGAGAGAGAGGCUCAGGGCUGCACUCCUCCAAGGGCUUCUCGUACUCUCUCUCAGCACACAUUCACACACGCACACGCGCAUUCCCGUGCAUCUAGACAGGGGGCUUUCACCAGUCCCAGACACAUCGUCUGCUGCCUAGCGGAGUGCUGCGACUUCCGUCUGGGAGAGCCGGACGGAGAGGAGGGAUUUUACCCAGGAUCCUUCCGUGAUUUGCAACAGCAUGCGCCCGCCAAGCCAGACUUCAUUCCAAGGUUGAGUUGAGCACAGCCGCAGCAGCAGGCAACGAGGGAGGAAUGGAUCGUAGAGAGAGCAGGACGUGGAACUGAGGGCUCGCUGGAUGCUUUUCCGUCAUCAGAGGAUGCUCUGUGCUUCACGGGAGGACGUUUAAGAGUUCGGUGGACGCUCCUGCGCUGUAGUGGAUGGUUUUUGCGCGCUGUCGGAGAGGAGACAUGAGGCCUCUUCUGAAGAACAACCUUGAAUAUUUCCCUCACUGAGGAUGUGCAAACAUUUUUGCUCGGCACAACCACAUCUGAGGUCAUUUCUUCUCUAGACCCACUUAUACCUCAGGGUUGACUUUCAAAACUCAUAAGUGUCUGUGUGCUUCCCAUUGAGCACCGCUGGAUUUGAGACCAGUUUUGCUUCACUGCAUCCAGAGUGCAAAACUGCUGAAACAUCGCCCUCCAUGGUUUCUGCCCAUUUCAAGAAGCUAUCGUCUUACAUUGUAAAGAUUUGCAAAGGAAUGUUUACAAAGAAACUGGCAACUGCCACAAAGAAGAAAGAGAGCAGCGAAAACAAAAAAGAACCCAAAACAUCCCCUGAGCUGCAUGCACGGAACCCGACGUUCUCAACCACACUGAAAAGCACAGUUAAAAAAAUCUCCAAAUGCUCGUCAGCACGCAAUAUAUCUCUUGAGGAGGAUGAUGGAAAAAAUGACUGUUCUUCUCUCUCGCCAACAUUCAGUUACCGUGUAGCAAUUGCGAAUGGACUGCCAAAAAAUGCCCUUUUUCUGAACAAUAAUGAAUUUCAUGAGGUCUUGUCAAUUGAUAGUGAUUACUCUGACUCUCUAAACGAGGCAAAACUUGUCCAUAGAUUCGAUGAACAAAAAGCUUAUACAAUGCCAGUAAGAAGGAACAGGAAGAGUUUGAUUAGUUUAGCGCCUUCUGAUGGUAGCUCAGAGGGGGAACGGGGAGAGCGCAGCAGUCUCCACACUCUUCGAUUGGGUGCUCUGAAAAAGCUGAGAAAAUGGAAGAAGAGCCAAGAAUGUGUGUCCUCAGACUCAGAGGCCAGCAACUGGAGAAAGACUCUUGGCAUCAGAAGCAAAUCUCUGGACCGGGCUGGCCGACACCAGAAAACCACUACCCUGGAGCCGGGAUCCAGCUCGACAGGUUGUAUCAGUCAGACUCAGGAUGUGAUGGAGAUGAUCUUCAAAGAACUUCAGGGAAUCAGUCAGAUCGAGUCUGAGCUCUCAGAACUGCGAGGGCAUGUUAAUGCCCUCAAAAGCUCCAUUGAUGAGAUCUCCAGCAGCGUGGAGGUGGUGCAGAGUGAAAUCGAGCAGCUCCGUUCAGGUUUCGUGCAGUCCAGACGUGAGACUCGAGACAUCCAUGAUUACAUCAGACAGAUUAGCCAACAGACCAACAAAGCUACUCUGAGAUUUCUAAAUGUGCCUGAGGAGAAGUAUGAAAAAACAGAAGAGCUUAUAUAUCAAAUUCUGAAAGAGAAAAUGGGUUUUGCUGAAGCACGCAAGACAUUUAAAAUUGAACUGGCCCAUCGACUAGGGCAACAAAGAGAAUGUUACAAUGCUAAACCUCGACCAAUUGUAGUUAUAUUUUCAAGCCCACAAGACAGGGAUUUAGUUUUGAAAAAGUGUUAUAAGCUUAAAGGGACUGGAAUAUCCAUCUCAACUGAUAGUCUAGCACAUGAUUCAAAAGAAAAGAGAGACAAGCCAAUAGCUUCCUCUCAGACAUAUGAAAGCAUGGACAUCAAGGUCUCAGCCAAAGACAAGGCUGAAAGUGAUGACUGGGACUCCAUGGAAAGUGACAAAGAGCUUGAUGAAUUAAACAAGAACAAAUAUGCAAUUGUGUCCAAACCACCUCCAAAAAGUAAAUCGGACAAGAAAAAGUCUCACGAUCACCGAAGGAUGGCCGAUGACUCUGCAUACUCUGUGCACUAUGCAGAUAAUACAGCCUACGAUGACCACGACAAGCAAAGUAAGUCCUACUAUACCGACUUAACACCUGGAUGGCUUUCUCAAAGCGACUACUCCACUCCCAAACUUAGCCGUUCUGAAUCUGACUGCUCUAAACUUUGCCAGUCUUACUCUGAGGAUUUCUCAGAGAGUCAGUAUUUCAGCAGAGUCAAUGGCUGCUCCUUGCUUUCCUCCUCAGAUCAGGAACUUUGGCAACGGAAGCAAGAAGACAUGGCAUCCUCCUGGUAUGCUAGUCCUCCCAGUCAAACUCUGAGCCAAGAACGACCUUAUGUGGAGCAUAAUGAAGUUGAAACCACUGAGACUAUUGACAGUGGUGUAAGUAAUGGUCUUGUUUGUAUAUCAGGGGACAGGAGCCAUUACAGCGGCUCUCAGCUCUCGCUGCAGGGUGACCUCUCACCAUGGAAAGAUUGGCAUCACUUUGAACAAGGUGCUGAUUCAGGUUUGGAUGCUUCAACUGAGCAGAACAUAAUCUCUGAGAUCAGUAGUCCCUUUGACCCUGCAGCUAACCCUGGUUUCCCUGAGAAAAUUACUAAAUGCCUUGAGGUUGAUUUACAGUUUGAAGGUGAGACCUUCCUGACACUAGAUAGCACUCCUGAGACAGGCCAAGACCAGGAUAUAGAUAUAGAACCUGAAUUUUUAGAACCUGAGCUAGAUCUAGAGCUAGAACUUGAGCCAGAACCAGAACCAGAGCCAGAGCCAGAGCCAGAGCCAGAGCCAGAACCAGAACCAGAACCAGAAAAAAUGGCACAGCCAGAACCUGAACCUGAACUUGAACCAGAACCUGAACCAGAGCCAGAGGCUGUGAUUGAACCCAUACCAAAACCAGUACCUAAACCUGCAGCUGAACCGCAACCCGAAAAGAAGCCCAAGACCAAGAAGAUCCAAGCUAAGCCUGAAUCAGCUCCACAAACUUUGCAGCGACAAGAUGUGAACCACCUCCAGCAAAGCCAGAAAUCUUCAGCUAUGUACCGGAGCCAGAGUGAGAUCAGAAAUGAGAAGGUGGAGGACGUCCCCAAAUCAUGGAGUAGCAGGCUUAGCAUAGACCUCAGUGAAAAAACCUUCGGCUUUGGAGGUUUUGGAUCCACCCUGCAAAGAGCAAAGUCAGCUUUGGAUUUUGUGUGGAAUAAAGGCUCCCAAAGCACCAGCGCCCCGGUUGAAGAACCAAGCAACACCUCAUUCAUGGGCAGGUUCAGAACCAUGUCCCAGUCCACAGCGAACAGCUCCAGCACAACCAUUGACUCUGAUGUCUACACAGAACCUUUCUAUUACAAGGCAGAAGAGGAAGAACAACCUGCUGAACAACCUGUGGACAAUGAGACAAAUUAUGUGGAGGUGAUGGAACAAGUUUUAGCCAAUUUGGAAAACAGAACAAAUGCCAAUGAUGCUGAGGAACAGUACCAAGAGGAGGAAUAUGAUGUCUCGCAAGAAUAUGAAAUCUCUCAAGAGGGUAACCUUGUGUUGGAAUAUGACUGCAGCCUUGAUGAACAAUAUGAUGAGGAAUACAGUGAGGAGUAUGAUGACAAUCCCAUGACUGAAGACACAGCGGAGUAUGAUGUGAGUCUGGUGGAUUAUGUGGAAGAAACAGAGGAACCAGAAGUAGAGAUCGAGGAACAGGAGGAAGGCAAAGAGGAGGUGCAGGAGGUUCAAGAUACAUCAAAAACGAAGGGUGCAGACAAGGUAGAAGAAACUGUAGAACAAGAGGAUGAGAACAAAAAUGUUACAGAGGUUCCUGUGCAGGAAGCACCACCCAAAAAAAGAAUACGUCCCACCUUUAAAGAGGCAGCAUUAAGAGCUUACAGAAAGCAGAUGGCUGAGCUGGAACAGCAGAUCCUGGCAGGAGACAGCACUGCUCUGGACACGGAGGGUCGUGCCAAUAUCCUGGACCCAGCCAAACUGGGGCUCACCGGCGGAGGGGUUGGCAGUAUACUUUAUGGCAUUGACAGCAUGCCAGAUUUACGUCGCAAGAGGACCAUGCCUAUUGUCCGAGACCUGGCUUUGACAUUGGCUGCUCGAAAGGCAGGCAUUGCGUUUGGGCUCGUGAACAGAACAACUCUAAACAACGAGGAGCUGAAACUGCAUGUGCUCAGAAAGACUCUCCAAGCACUGAUCUAUCCCAUCUCCUCCACGACACCCCAUAAUUUUGAAGUGUGGACAGCCACCGCACCCACCUACUGUCACGAGUGUGAGGGUCUGCUAUGGGGCAUAGCCCGGCAGGGCAUGCGCUGCACCGAAUGCGGAGUGAAAUGCCACGAGAAAUGCCAGGACCUCCUGAACGCAGACUGUCUCCAACGUGCAGUAGAGAAAAGCUCGAAACACGGAGCUGAGGACAAAACCCAAAACAUCAUCAUGGCCAUGAAGGAACGGAUGAAAAUCAGGGAGAAGAACAGACCCGAGGUGUUCGAGGUGAUUCAGGAGAUGUUUCAGCUCACAAAAGAAGACUUUAUCACUCACCUGAAGACAGCCAAACAGGCCGUGCUGGAGGGGACGUCCAAGUGGUCUGCCAAAAUCACCAUCACGGUUUUAUGUGCUCAAGGUUUGCAAGCCAAAGACAAGACGGGCUCCAGUGACCCCUACGUCACAGUACAAGUGGGAAAGACUAAACGCAGGACCAAAACUGUUUUCGGCAAUCUCAACCCCGUCUGGGACGAGAAGUUCUUCUUUGAAUGUCAUAAUGCCACAGACCGUAUAAAAGUUCGUGUGUGGGAUGAAGACGACGACAUAAAGUCCAGAGUGAAGCAGCACUUUAAGAAGGAAUCUGAUGACUUUCUGGGUCAGACUAUCAUUGAGGUGCGGAUGCUGAGCGGGGAGAUGGACGUCUGGUAUAACCUCGAGAAGCGGACAGAUAAGUCAAUGGUGUCAGGGGCCAUCAGGCUGAAGAUCAGCGUUGAGAUGAAAGGGGAAGAGAAGGUGGCUCCGCCUCAUGGGCAGUACACAUGUUUACACGAGAAUCUCUUCCACUACCUGACGGAGGUGAAGAACAGUGGAGUCGUGAAGAUCCCGGAAGUCAAAGGCGACGAUGCCUGGAAGGUUUACUUUGACGACGUGUCGCAGGAGAUCGUGGAUGAGUUUGCCAUGCGUUUUGGUGUGGAGUCCAUCUACCAGGCCAUGACUCAUUUCUCUUGUCUCUCAUCCAAGUACAUGUGUCCCGGUGUUCCCGCGGUGAUGAGUAACUUGCUUGCCAACAUCAACGCCUACUUUGCUCACACAACAACAGCAACCACCAACAUAUCGGCCUCCGACCGAUUUGCAGCAUCCAACUUUGGGAGAGAGAAGUUUGUUAAACUCUUGGAUCAGCUUCACAACUCUCUGAGGAUCGACCUCUCUAAGUAUCGGGAUAACUUUCCUGCUGGAAAUCCAGAGAGACUCCAGGAUUUAAAAUCAACUGUUGACCUGCUGACGAGCAUCACCUUUUUUAGGAUGAAGGUGCAGGAGCUGCAGAAUCCUCCCAGAGCCAGUAUGGUAGUUAAAGACUGUGUGAAGGCCUGUCUGGACUCCACCUACAAAUACAUCUUUGACAACUGCCAUGAGCUCUACAACCAGCUACUGGACCAGGCUAAGAAGCAGGAUCUGCCACGUGAGGAACAGGGUCCGUCCAUCAAGAACCUGGACUUUUGGCCCAAACUGAUCACACUGAUGGUGUCUGUUAUAGAUGAGGACAGAAUGGCCUACACACCCAUCAUUAACCAGUUCCCGCAGGAGUUGAAUAUGGGUAGAAUUAGUGCUGAAAUCAUGUGGAACCUCUUCGCCAUGGAUAUGAAGUACGCAAUGGAGGAACAUGACAAGCAUCGUCUAUGCAAGAGCACAGAGUACAUGAAUUUGCACUUCAAAGUCAAAUGGUUCCACAACGAGUACGUCCGAGACCUGCCUGCCUUUAAGGGAAUUCCUCCAGAGUAUUCCCUGUGGUUUGAGCCGUUUGUUAUCCAGUGGUUGGAUGAAAAUGAAGAUGUAGCAAUGGAUUUUGUUAACGGAGCUCUAGAGAGAGAUAAAAAAGAUGGGUUUCAGCAGACAUCAGAACACGCUCUCUUCUCUUGCUCGGUGGUGGAUGUGUUCACGCAGUUGAACCAAAGCUUUGAGAUCAUUAAGAAGCUGGAGUGUCCGAACCCUCAAGCUCUCGCUCACUUCAUGCGCAGAUUUGCAAAGACCAUAAAUAAAGUUCUUCUCCAGUAUGCUGCAAUCAUCUCCAAAGACUUCAGCAACCAUCUGAGCAAGGAGAAAGUGCCCUGCAUCAUCUUGAACAACAUCCAGCAGCUCCGAGUUCAGCUGGAGAAGAUGUUUGAGUCCAUGGGAGGAAAACAGGAGGAAGGGACUGUGGUCUUCUGCAAGCUGGACGCUGAGGCCAGUGAUCUGCUCAAAGAACUUCAGAAUAAGCUCAAUACGGUGCUGGAUGAGCUCAGCGGGGUCUUCGGCUCCAGUUUCAAGCCAGUGAUUGAGGACUGUGUCAAACAAAUGAACCAGGAGCUCAUGCAGAUGAAAGGAAAUGCAGGGAACAAGAGUAACGCAGCCAUGGAUGCAGAGACUGUCCUGCGACCCCUCAUGGACCUGCUGGACAAGAACCUAAUUCUGUUUGCUAAGAUCUGUGAGAAGACAGUUCUCAAACGGGUUCUGAAGGAGCUGUGGAAAAUAGUCCUCAACACCAUCGAACGACAGAUUGUUCUUCCGCCACUCUCAGACCAGACACAAGGGGCUCAGAUGAUUUUCAGUGCUGCCAAGGACCUGGGUCAGCUCUCCAAGCUCAAGGAGCAUGUGAUCCGGGAGGAAGCUCGUAGUCUGAGCCCUCGACAAUGUGCCGCCAUGGAUUUAGUGCUUCCCACCAUCAAGCAAUAUUUCCAUGCGGGUGGAAACGGUCUGAAGAAAACCUUCCUGGAAAAGAGCCCCGAUCUCAAGUCCUUGAAAUACACCCUCAGCCUUUACACUCAACCCACAGAUGCCUUGAUCAAGAAAUAUAUAUGCACCCAAACCUCUCAAGGUCAGUCCACGUCUGGAUCCAUUGGGGAGGUCGCCAUCCAGGUGGACCUGAUCUCACACCCCGGUACUGGAGAGCACAAAGUCAGCGUCAAAGUUGUGGGUGUGAACAAUAUCAACUGGCAGACCAAUGCCAUGUUUCGCCCCUUCGUGGAGAUCAAUGCCAUCGGCCCACACUUGGCUGACAAGAAACGCAAGUUUAGCACCAAAACCAAGAAUAACAACUGGUCUCCAAAAUACAAUGAAACAUUCCAGUAUGUGCUGAGUAACGAACAUGGCCCAGAGGCCUAUGAGCUUCACAUCUCCGUGAAGGACUACUGCUUUGCCCGAGAGGACCGAAUCAUCGGUAUGACGAUCCUGCAGCUCAGAGAACUGGCCGAAAAGGGCAGCCUGAAUGCCUGUUAUCCACUCGCCAGGAGCGUAACAAUGGACGAAACCGGUCUGACCAUCAUGAGAAUACUCUCGCAAAGGACCAACGACGAAGUGGCCAAAGAGUUUGUACGUCUCAAAUCAGACACGCGGUCAGCCGAGGAAGUAUCGUAAAGAACCGGUGGGGAGAAAAAAAAGAGCGGGAGGGAUAUCGCAACGCAAGACGGUUGUGUUUGUUUUUGUGCAUGUGUGUAAAACAUCUGUUGGAAUGUUCAUUUUAAACUACAAGUACGUACAAAAGUGUUUACCUACCGUAUGCUCUCUAUCAAAUAUUAUAUUCUACGAAGUUAUGUUCAAGAGAUGUUGAAUACAGUUUUGUAUGACGAUUAGUCUUUUUGAACAGAUACUGUAUUUGUUCAGAUAAAGUGCCAAACCUGAUGUUAAAAAAAUAACAAACGCAUAUGAAUUAUUGGUGAAGUUGGUAUCUUUCUAAAUUUGCUCGAUUCUUUUGUCCGGUGUAUAUCAUCCUCUCUUUCAGUGUGUAGCGGUUUUGUUCGUCUUUUCAUUUUCACACCGUUUUUUGUUGGUUCGUUUGUUUGGUUUUUGGUAACACACCCUUCCUCACACAGCACUGGUGGUGCAUGUCUCGUUUUCUUGGUGACGUCUCUCCCAUGUGUUCGCAGUGACUGUGGGCGUCGGCUCGGAACCUCUCCCCUCCAAUGUUUUGUAUUUUGAGCCAACUUUAAAAAGAGACCAUUUUUUAAAAUGGCGAUGACUGCUAUGAAUCUCUUCAUACGUGUUUGUAAUUUUAUAGUCGUUGACAACAAUGAAAACCACCUUGAGUGCUGCCAGUCCAGGCAGGAGGGGUGGGAUGUUAUUUUUGUUUGUUUUGUAGGUUUAGUUCCUUUGUUUCCUUUUUUUUUUUUUUUUUUUCUUUUUUUUUUACCAUAGGCUUUCAGCCUUUCUGAAUUAUCACUGUGAACAUGGGCUCUGAAAGGCAAGCUUACAUCACAUUUGUUGACUGUUUGAUAUCAUCUUUUUAUUUUUUGAAACAACUUUGAUUCUAAAAAAAAAGAAAAAAAAAAGAAAAACUGCCAAAGUUACAUGAAAAUAUUCAUACAAAAGCAAUCCAUGAUCUGUAUGAAAAUCAGUAUAUACUAUGUACACGUGCUACAUAUUGUACAUGAAUCAUGUUUCUAGUAUUGCUGAAUCAUAUCUGAUUGUUGGGCCGGGUUCUUCAGGAUCUUCAGUUUUUCAGGAUGAUUUCUGUGAAGUUGUUUUAUCUGGUAUGAACGUGGUAAAUGUUGCUUUACAAGAAGAGUCAUAUUGAUCGCCGUCAUCUCAUUUAUUUUUGUUUACAGAGGAAAAAGUUUAACAUUUGGUAUUUAUGCAACAUUCCUAUGUAUUGCACUGAUGGCAAAUUGUAUGUCAUGUAAAUAUAUUUAGUGAGAAAUUGUAA
Megalobrama amblycephala (Wuchang bream) is the source of this 9381-nucleotide messenger RNA. RefSeq names its product protein unc-13 homolog C (gene unc13c). Gene Ontology annotation, biological process: dense core granule priming; presynaptic dense core vesicle exocytosis; neuromuscular junction development. The coding region runs from base 1068 to 8096 and encodes 2342 amino acids. The record is from RefSeq and is a predicted model, not a curated record. Gene Ontology annotation, cellular component: plasma membrane; presynaptic active zone cytoplasmic component; synaptic vesicle membrane. Gene Ontology annotation, molecular function: calcium ion binding; diacylglycerol binding; syntaxin-1 binding. The transcript has 34 exons. NCBI's taxonomy places the organism in Eukaryota, Metazoa, Chordata, Actinopteri, Cypriniformes, Xenocyprididae.